Molecule: messenger RNA, 7297 nt
Organism: Girardinichthys multiradiatus
Lineage: Eukaryota; Metazoa; Chordata; Actinopteri; Cyprinodontiformes; Goodeidae
Gene: arid4b
Product: AT-rich interaction domain 4B
Exons: 24
Coding region: 225-4109 (1294 amino acids)
Biological process (GO): regulation of transcription by RNA polymerase II
Cellular component (GO): nucleus
Molecular function (GO): transcription cis-regulatory region binding
Source: RefSeq, a predicted model, not a curated record
UUAGAGCAGCUACUCAACAAGGCAAACAUCAGCUCCGUACGAAGACCACUUUUACCAGUCUGCAUCCAACAUCCACCGGGAUUAAACGAACAACCGUCAUUUUUUUCCACAUAAAUGUUCCUAUGGAUUACUAAUACACCUUUGUCGAAGCGCAGACGUGUUUCUCAGCUUGACAGCAAAGCCUCGGAUUCCUUACACUGGUCACCUAGAGGACUCAUAGAGAGAUGAAGACUCUAGAGGAGCCCCCCUACCUAACAGUAGGGACGGACGUGAGCGCCAAGUACAGAGGGGCUUUCUGUGAAGCCAAGAUUAAGACCGCCAAGAGGCUUGUCAAGGCCAAGGUGACCUUUAAACCAGAUCUGUCUACAGCUGAGGUUCACGAUGAAAACAUCAAAGGACCUCUGAAGGUGGGUGCUGUUGUUGAAGUGAAGAAUCCGGACGGCGUUUACCAGGAGGCCACAAUAAAUAAGCUGACUGAUGCCAGUAUUUAUACAGUCGUUUUUGAUGACGGUGACGAGAAGACCCUGAGGCGUUCUUCUCUCUGCCUGAAAGGAGCACGUCACUUUGCAGAAAGCGAGACACUCGACAGACUCCCCCUCACCAACCCUGAGCACUUCGGCACACCGGUCAUUGGCAAGAAGGGCAACCGUGGCCGGCGAUCAAAUCCUAUUCAAGAGGAGGAGUUGUCCUCCUCCUCCAGUGAAGAAGAGGAGAGCGACCAGCGGCAGAAUGAAGAUCUGUUUGGCAAAGUGGUCUGUGUGGAGGGAGCUGCCGCUGGCGAUAAAAAGAAGACCACAUGGUAUCCUGCUCUGGUCAUCUCCCCAGACUGCCAUGAAGACAUGACGGUGAAGAAGGACAACGUCUUCGUACGCUCUUUCAAGGAUGGAAAAUUCUACAUGGUGCUCCGGAAGGACGUCAACGAGAUGAACAGCGAGAUUCCUCCAAAAUCCGACGCAGGGCUUAAACCAGCAUUGGAUGCAGCGCUGGAGUUCCAGCAGAAACAGGUUAUACCCAGCUCCUGGAAGACAGAAGUAAAAGAGGAGAGCUCCAGCAGCGAGGAGGAUGAGGAGGAUGAGGAAGACGAGCAGGAAGAAGACGCCAGCGGGGAAGAGGAGGAGGAGGAGGUGGAGCCAUUCCCAGAGGAGAGGGAGAACUUUCUGCAGCAGCUCUACAAGUUCAUGGAAGAUAGAGGAACCCCCAUCAACAAGCGACCUGUUCUUGGCUACAGGAACCUGAACCUCUUCAAGCUCUACAGGCUGGUUCACAAGCUAGGUGGCUUUGACAACAUUGAAAGCGGCUCUGUUUGGAAGCAGGUCUACCAGGAUCUGGGCAUCCCGGUGCUCAACUCAGCUGCUGGCUACAAUGUCAAAUGUGCUUACCGCAAGUAUCUCUAUGGAUUUGAGGAAUACUGCACCUCCACUGCCAUCACAUUCAAGAUGGACCUGCCUUUGAAGCAGGGUCCUAAGAAGGAGGGGAAGUCUGAAGACGAGGCGGGAAGAACAGCUCCCACAUCCACCAUCUCAGAAGACCAGAAAACCCAGAUGGAAGAGGUUUGCACUCCAUCAUCUGUUCACUGCGAGGAAGAAAAAAUUGACUUAACCGAAAUCAAAUCGGAGUGCGAACCAUCCAAAACGGAGGGAAAGGACAGCAGAAAGGACGACGACAACGAAGAAGAAGAAGGAGGUGCUUCGAAGGCGGAUGCAGAUGAAGGCUCAUCCACGUCUCGCCUCGGAGGUGAUAACAUGACAAUGGAGCUGGAAGACGGGCAGGAGAGCCAGGAUAACUCCGGGGAUGACAGCAGUCAGGAGGGGGAGGAAGGGGAGGAGUUUGAGUGUUACCCCCCGGGGAUGAAGGUGCAGGUGAGGUAUGGGCGAGGCCGCACUCUGAAGACGUACGAGGCCACUGUGAAAGAGGCAGACGUGGAGGGGGGAGAGGUGCUCUACCUGGUGCACUACUGUGGCUGGAACAUCAGAUAUGAUGAAUGGAUCAAAGCAGACAAGAUCGUUCGCCCAGCAAAUAAGAACGUCCCAAAAAUAAAGCACCGCAAAAAAAUAAAGAACAAAGCCGAGAGGGAGCGAGACAGGCUGGAGAGGCUCGGUGACAGAGAAGUCCUCGGCCCGAACCGGGUCCAGCGCUCCAAAUGUGGCCUGAGUCAGGACGUCUUUUCCAAAAUGAACGAGGGUGAGGAUAAAGGGACUCAGCAGUCUCCAGUCAAGUCAAUAGAAAUUACAUCUAUCCUCAAUGGAUUGCAAGCUUCCGAGAUGUCCACAGAUGAGAGCGAGCGCGAGGACGAGGAGCAUGAGAACAACGAAGAGGAUCAACCCAGCGGCAGCGUCAGACGAGGUCUGACAGAGCCGCCCCAAACAUCUGAGCGUUGGGAGAACGGAGUCCCCUCUGAAGGGUCCAAAGUGUCCUCUGUGUCAGGAAAAAGCCUGGAUGCUGUCAGUGCAGAAAGCCCAGACGUUGGGAAGCGCAGAAGUCAGCCUGAGUCAGAGAGAGAGGUGAGCACCAGGAAGAGGAAAUCUGAUAGUGCUGCUGAGAGGACCACAAAGGGUCAAUCCAAAGUCAAGACCAGGAACACCAGGAGUGCUGACUGGUUACCGAGUGGCUCUCCUCGGAAGCUAGAGGAGAGAGGAGCUGGUCCCGGUGGGGAGAGAGGGGCAUUGUCCAGCAGCAGCUCUGACGAUGAGAGUGCAGCACUGGCAGAGAUCCCGGCUGAGGAGAAUGAACGAAGCCGCACCAAAACCAAAGGUUCUCCUUCCAAGAAGUACAACGGGAUGAAGGAGAAGAGCAAAGCUGGUAGGCAGGCUGGCUUCUGGGAGAUUUCAGAAAAGAGGGCUAAAGGGUCUGGGAAUGCCGAAGAAAAGGCUGCCAUUCGACCCAAAGGACAAAAGGAUGUGUGGUCCAGCAUCCAGGCCCAGUGGCCAAAGAAGACACUCAAAGAGUUGUUCUCCGACUCAGACACAGAGGCAGCCAACUCUCCUCCACCUCCUGUACCUUUGUGUAUGGAUGAAUCCAGAGUGGACCAGGAGGCAAGACUUGAGGAUGAAGGCUCAGAGGAGCAGAUGGAGACGGACAAGCUUCAGGAGUUUCCCAGCAGUGGAAGCAACUCUGUGCUCAACACCCCUCCUACAACACCUGAGUCUCCCUCAGGAGGAGGAAGCACAGUGGAGGACUCCAGUCAAGCUCAGCCUCUUUCUCCGCCGCAGACUCUGCCCCCCAUUUUACCUUCAGAACCGGUUUCUGAUGCUCUGCCGGCAGAUCCAAUACAGGAGGAAGCAGCAGGUGGACGCAGUGAGACGGACAGCAGCACCGUGGAGGUGGAGAGCCUGGGUGGCGAGCUGCAAGAGCUCCCACAGGACGACAGGGCAGGUUCCCCCUCAAAGGUUUAUGACGUCAGUCUGUCCUGUAACAGCAGCAGCAGCUUAGAGCUGAGCAGCAGCAGCCAGCAAGACAGUGAACAGAAGUCCAAAGCAUCUGUGAGUCAGAAGAGGCAGAAGGAAUUGCAGGCAAGUGGAGUCUCAAAGAAACACAAGCCUAACCGCAAAAGCCAUGGUGUGCCUCCCAAAAAGAUCAGGAAAACAGCUAACAGCAGUGACAGCGAGGACCAGUCUGUUGUCGAGGGAACGGCCAAAUCGACCGCCUGUAAGAGCGGUACAUCAGACCUGAAGGCUGCCACUUCGCCCAAGUAUCACGGCCGAUCUCCCCCCUCCAGCCAUAAGUACCACAAGCAGGGCGACGCAGAUCACUCCCAACACAGAGACAGCCAUGGAAGAUCGGCGCGGGUGUACAAAUGGAGUUUCCAGAUGUCUGAUCUAGAAAAGAUGAACAGUCUGGAGAGGAUUUCGUUCCUUCAAGAGAAGCUGCAAGACAUCCGGAACCACUAUCUCUCCCUGAAGUCGGAGGUGGCCUCGAUUGACAGGAGACGAAAACGCAUGAAGAAGAAGGAAAGAGAAAGCGCAGUGGCAGCUUCCACCUCCUCCUCUUCCUCUUCUUCACCAUCCUCAAGCUCGCUAACAGCAGCAGUCAUGCUGACACUUGCCGACCCUCCGGUACCAUCUUCAUCCUCCUCAUCUCAGAACUCCGGGGUAUCAGUGGAGUGCAGGUGACAGGACGAAGCAGCAGCAGAAAGAAGCCACUGCACGAAGCACUUAACCAGCACCCCGAGGUCGCCGCCCCCUUUCCUUUUCAGCAGGUCGGUGAGACGAACCUGAUUGGUCCACCGCCACUGCUGGGGCACAAAACCCAGACGAGAAACGAGCACUAUUUUCUACUAACAACUGUUUCCUCGGAAAGCUAUCCGCACUUAAGUGCACUUUUAUGAAGAUUGUGUUUGGCAGGGGGGGAUGAACUUUGUCAAAAAGAUUAUCUAGAUUUCAAUUUUCUCUUUACUUCAUGGAGGUUGUUUUGUUUGUUUUUUUCCAAGCAAUAAUGGUUUCCAUUUGAUCAAGUUGGUAUUGGAUCAUUUCCAGUGACGUAAUCUGCCCUCAAAGCUCAACAUGGCUGCGGCUGUGCUCGCCGCGUUACAGUAGGCUCCGGCAGACGAACCUUGCCACACUGGCAUUAAGGGCAAACAAAAAGUCAUUCUGCCACAUUUCUCUGUCUACGCUCUUCAUGGGAAGUGCUCUGACGUCGCUCUUCUCCCGUGCAGGCUUGCAGUCCUGAGGAAGUAAAUGGAUUUGGUUUCAGCCCAUCUCAUCUCCUCUGAUAACUCCAGUGGAUGAAGAUGGAAUAAUGCUGUAGUGCCUUUUGUUCUUCUUCAAAGGACGGUCUGUUUUUAAAAGAAAAAAAAGACUGAAGGUUGGCUUUCAAGUGAGCGAAGGGCUACAUCUGACGAAUAAUGAUGAAUGCUUUUGUGGUAUUUAAGAAUCUACUAUUGAAUACUCGUCCAUUUUGGGUAUUACUGUUGAGUGUGGCAGUUUAAAAUGUGCAGUUAUGAAACUGGUGAAUGAUCACAUCAUCUACUAUGUUUUUUUUAAAGCCUGUCUGCUUUAAAUCGUCACAUCCUCUAAGUCUACAGCACAGCCUUGUUCAAUGAAGUUGUGAUGUCUGUAACUGGAUCAAACUAACUACAGCUGCAUCCCAAUACAUAAAAAUAUAAUCAAAAUGAAUUUAUUUCAGUUUUUCAAAGAAAGCCCAACUCAUACAGAAUCAUUACACUCCAGGGUAAUAUAUUUCAAAUGUUAAUUGCUAUUAUUUCAGGUGAUUCUGGCUUACAGUUAAUAAAACACCAAAAUUCUGUUUCUUAGAAAUUUGAGUAUUACAUAUGACUAAUAAAAAAAAAUUUUUUUUUUGUACAGAAAUGUUAUGUUGUGACCUACAACAAUCACAGGGAAGACUGCUGACUUGACAGUUGUCCAGCCAAAAGUAAAGACAGCAACCCACAAAAUGUCAUUGCUAAAAAAGCUGGCCGUUCAGUAUUGUAUCCUAACAUAUUGGAACGUUUAGUGGAAGCAAAAAGUGUGUUGAAAAAGGUCUACAAGCAACCAGGUUGGCCGCAGCCUUUGAGGAUUGAAGAUUUUUUUUGUACAGAAAAGUCAACUGACCUAAACAUGUCAAUUUACUGUUCAUUCUGUGCACUCAAUACUUGGUUGGACUCCUUUUGCAUGAAUUACUGUAUCAGUGCAGUGUAGUAUGGAAUUGGUCAACCUGCCUCUCUGCUGAGGUGUGAUGGUGACAUUCAUUUUGUCUGUAUUGUUGUUUCUCUCCUUCUUGACAAUGCUAAUUAGAUUCUCUAUGGGUCAGGCAAGUCUGCUGGCUGGACAAGCACAGUAAUACCAUGGUUAUUUAACGGUACAAUUGGCAAUGGCAUCAGGUUAGAAGUUAUAUGACGCGGCACUCUUGAUCAUCACUGGCUGUGGAAAAGUCAUACUGGACUUUGAGCAACUUUGAGUCUGUGCAUUUGUUAUAUUUUUUUCCUUCCACUAAACUUUCCAUUAAUAUGCUUGAGUACAGAACUAUUGAAGCACUGACUCCAGCUGUAGUCCACACUUUGUGAGUCUCCCCAAAACUCUUGAUUGGGCUUUACUUAAUAAUCUCAGGGGUGCAUUUGUCCCUAUUGCUUAUGCACCUCUUUUUAUCAGUUUCUCCUUCCACUCAACUUUCCAUCAACAUGUUUGAAUCCAGCACUCUAUCAACAACCAGCUUCUUAAGCAACAGCUUCUUGUGUCAGUGACUGACUCAAAAUAACACGUCCAUAACAUUUCUUUGUUAAAAGUCCAUUUUUUGCUGGUCUGCAGGAAAUGUUUUUUUGAGAAACGGAAUAUUAGGUUAUAUUCAUUAUCUGCAAGCCCUAAUCAUCAAAGUGAACAACAAUAAAUGCUUAAAAUGUAUCAUUCUGUGCGUAAUAAAACAAAAUUAUGGGUUUCACCUUUUCAUCAUAAAUUGACAUUUCAAUGAUAUUCUAAUUUAUUGAGAUGCAUGUCAUAUUUAAGUACUGCCUAAAACAUUCAAAACCAGAAUCCUACAUUUGCAGUGUUUUUCAAAAGGAAUUUCUACAUCUAUUCUUUAUAUUUUUGCCACAUUAAGAGUUUUCCGACGUUCCUCCCGAACAAUAACAAUAUGCAGGCCUGUUCUCGUUCUCACCCCUACCAGAACGGUUCCCUGUACUAUGAGCAGAAUAAAGGUAGAGAUAUUGUAAAUGUGCAUUUAUAUCACAAAGUGACGUUCGUGUGAACAUUUUUAAUGACAUCCCUCUGGUGUUUUCCUUUGUAUAAAUCCCCCUGCUGUAUAAUAACCUAAAGUUACAUUUUGUCCAGCACUUGUAUGUAAUUGUAUGCUUUUGUUAUACAUUUGUAUAUUGAGAAGUGUUUUGAGUCGAGCUAUUUAAUAUCUUGCACUGUUAAUAACGUGUACUUUUCUGUACAGACAGUUUUACGGUUUUAAUUGUAGUUUGAGUGUAAAUAUUGAGGGUUACAGCAUGUUUAUACCCCAUUACUUUAUUCUUCCUGGAUUUAAUUUCCUUUAUGUUCCAUUCAGUCUAAAUCCUGAUCGUUCUUUUCUAGUUUUCCUCUUUUGUUAUUUCAUCUCCUCUGUAGUUUGUAUUUUCUUUAGUCUUUCUGUUUGAUUUUGCCUGCUAGAAAAGAAUUAUGGUGUUUGAUGCGGCUGAACUGUUUUCCAACAAAUACACGGCCAGGAGCAUCGCAGAUUAAAACAAAGUGAAGGAGCUUGUCGGAAUAAAACAAAAACAGCUCCGUGGUAUUUAUUAGGCUCAUCUCAUGAUGGUCUUGUGUAAUUUAUUGUAAAAAUGUAAGCAAAGCAGAAGCCUCUGUUUGAAAUAAAUGCCAUAGUUUGUGAA